AUGGCGAUCAAUCGUUCGGAAGUUGCGCACGUUGUGCAACAAGCAGCGGGUCGCAUGAACUUAAGCUUGGAAACUGAGCAGGAAAUUUUGAAAAGUCUUGAAUCAGAAUCAAUAAAUGACGUCUGGCAACUUCAUCAUAUUUCGUUGGAUCGCUGGAAAGAAAUGGGAGCUCCGGUGGGCUUUCUCGCAAGUUUGGAAUCCUGCAUUCAGGAAGCAGGACUCACAAAGGACGGAAAAGGCAAGGCAAAGGGACGAAAGAGUGGAAGGGUUUCAACCAUAUCUCCAACUAGGGCUUCAGGGAAUUCAAGAUCUUCAACACGGAAUUCCAGCGGCAAGUCUACCACAAGAGAUUCAGGCUCUAUUGACGCAUCUACUAGAAGUGCUUCCUCUAUGCGUUCUGUGUCAUCACAAAAGAGUUCAGCAGUAUCAAACGACAGCAGACAAGCCGCGUUGAAACAGCUAAAAGACAGAUUAAGGGCACUGUCCAAACAGGGACGAGCAAAGACUGAGAUCGAUGCUCAUGGCGAAAAAGUAUACGAAUGGGAUCAGAAUGAUUCAUGUGUCCUGAUUUACUUUGUUUGGCCGUUUGAAUUCGAAUUUGGACCUGAUACCAAAUUCAAAUGUACCAUAUCGAAAGACACUGUAUUGUUAAAGGGAAAGUGCAAAGAUGCCCAACGAAGCUUACGAUUCGCCACAGGGGAGUUGGUGAAUGCACUGCAUUCUGAAUGGUGUGUCGUGAGCAAAGGCAAUGCUUCCAAUGGGGUCGAUCAGCUAUUUGCCAUUGAAGUCGUACUGAUUAAGAAAAAGCUUGGGGUCGCAUGGGACACAGUUCUGAUUGCAAAAAAUAUUCUUGGUACCAAUCACAUGUCACCCGAUCAAAUCCGAGAUGAGCUAAAAAGUUAUGGUAUGGAUCCAAACCCAUACAAAUCGACAGAUGCAUUGCUAAAGGCCUUGAGAAUGGCACGUGCCAAGGGAAACUCGCACUUCUCAGCGUUGGGUUCUAAUGCAAGAAAGGCGCCGGAACGAAGUCGAUCCGCCGACAACAUAGAGUUGUUUGAGAGCCCAGGAAAAUGUAGUCCCGGUUCCUUGUCGAAUAGCAAGAGAACAAGGCGGGCGCGAUCGACCAGUGUCGAUCGUCCAUUGGUCGAAGAGACAAAAGUAAACAAAUUCUCUGCGGGUCAGAUCGUUUACUACACAAGCAGUGAUGGCAAUCAUGAGAGGGCAAAAAUCCUGAAGAUUCACCUUGACGACGAACUGGUCCCGUUCUACGAUAUUCGAUUGACGGAGAGUGGCAAAGAUAAGCAGACAGAUGACGCCCAUCUUUCCCUAAUGACGGACUUCUCAGAGGACGGCACGUCUUCGUUUGCAGGACUAGAAACCAACACGGCAAACGCACAAGAUGGCGCGAGUGCUGAAAUCAAUCAAAAACCAGCUUCAAAAGCUCCAAAGAGUCGUUUUAUGGAAAAUCAAGUGGUUUACUACACGAAUGAUGGGCAGAAGGAGAAGGCCAAGAUUUUGAGCAUCCACUUGGAUGAUCAUCUUGUGCCAUUCUACGAUAUCCGUCUAGAAGAUAGUGGUAAAGAGAAGCAAACGACUGACUCUCGUCUUUCUAGCCUGACAGAUGACCUGUUCAAGGCAGCAGCUCAAGGACGGGUGCGUUCCGGGUCAGUGGAUAUUGAGUUACCUGCUUCUCCAGUGAGGAAGGUGCCCGGACGAAGCCGGUCGAUGGGAUCGUCGGGUGUUGCAGAAUCACAGUCACCAGGCCCAUUAAAGAAAGGACGAAGAGCUGGUCGGCGGCAAUCCAUCACAAAGCCUAGUGCUGCCACAGUAGCAGCACCAUCGCCGAAUACAAGUAGCGGGCCCAGUAUUCAAGCGCUCGCAGCUUCGAAGAGUCGCUUCACAGAAAACCAAGUGGUUUACUACACGAAUGAUGGGCAGAAGGAGAAGGCCAAGAUUUUGAGCAUCCACUUGGAUGAUCAUCUCGUACCAUUCUACGAUAUUCGUUUAGAAGAAAGUGGCAACGAGAAACAAACGACUGACAACCGUCUCUCUAGCUUGACCGAUGAUCUAUUCAAGGCAGCAGCUCAAGGACGGAGUGUUUCUCCAGUGAGGAAGCUGCCCGGGCGAAGCCGGUCGAUGGGAUCAUCGGGUGUUGCAGAAUCACAGUCACCAGGCCCAUUGAAGAAAGGACGAAGAGCUGGUCGGCGCCAAUCCCUCACAAAGACUAGUGCUGCCAAAGUAGCAGCACCAUCGCCAAAAACAGGUGGCGGGUCUUGUAGUCAAGCGCUUACAGCUUCGAAGAGUCGCUUCACGGAAAACCAAGUGGUCUACUACACGAAUAAUGGGCAGAAGGAGAAGGCCAAGAUUUUGAGCAUCCAUUUGGAUGAUCAUCUCGUACCAUUCUACGAUAUUCGUUUAGAAGAAAGUGGCAACGAGAAACAAACGACUGACAACCGUCUCUCUAGCUUGACCGAUGAUCUAUUCAAGGCAGCAGCUCAAGGACGGAGUGUUUCUCCAGUGAGGAAGCUGCCCGGGCGAAGCCGGUCGAUGGGUUCGUCGGGUGUUGCAGAGUCACAAUCACCAGGCCCAUUGAAGAAAGGACGAAGAGCUGGUCGGCGCCAAUCCCUCACAAAAACUAGUGCUGCACAAAUCCCAGCACCCACUGCUGGGAACAUCAAGAAGGAUUUGGAACGAUACUCUGGCAUGUCAGCAAAUAAUUACAACUACGCAAACGAGGACGAGAUGCGUGAAGCGUGGAAUCUUAUUCAAGCAGAUUCCAAACUAUCGGUUGGGAGACUGAAAAAGGAACUCCAAAACCUGGGGGAAUCAACAGAGUAUAUCGAGAAGAACGAGAUGAUUGGUGCUCUCUGCAAGGCCAGAUUAGAGAAAAAGCUGAAGAAGGACAGAAAAUAA
Molecule: messenger RNA, 2913 nt
Organism: Cylindrotheca closterium
Lineage: Eukaryota; Bacillariophyta; Bacillariophyceae; Bacillariales; Bacillariaceae
Source: the annotation of a GenBank genome assembly